Molecule: messenger RNA, 1935 nt
Organism: Sorex araneus (European shrew)
Lineage: Eukaryota; Metazoa; Chordata; Mammalia; Eulipotyphla; Soricidae
Product: guanylate-binding protein 4
Exons: 10
Coding region: 1-1935 (644 amino acids)
Biological process (GO): defense response to protozoan; defense response to Gram-positive bacterium
Molecular function (GO): GTP binding; GTPase activity
Source: RefSeq, a predicted model, not a curated record
AUGGCAACUGAAACUAUCAAGAUGGAUCCCAUCUGUCUGGUGGAAAACUACAGAAAUGAUCUGAGAGUAAAUCCCAAAGCACUGAAUAUUCUUGAGACUAUAUCUCAGCCAGUGGUGGUGGUGGCCAUUACAGGGCUGUGUAGGACAGGUAAAUCCUACCUAAUGAACCGCCUGGCUGGACAAAACUGUGGUUUCCAGCUGGGUUACACAGUGAAGGCUGAAACUAAGGGCAUCUGGAUGUGGUGUGUACCUCAUCGCUCCAAGAUAAAUCACACCCUGAUACUUCUGGACACUGAGGGCUUAGGUGAUGUGGAAAAGGGUGACUCCAGAAAUGACUCUUGGAUCUUUGCACUGGCCGUGCUUCUGAGCAGUGUAUUCAUCUACAACAGCAUAGGGACCAUCAACUACCAAGUCAUGGAACAGCUACACUACGUAGUCGAAUUAGCAAACCUAAUCAGAACAAAGUCUUGUCCAAGUACUGAAGAAAUAAAGGAUUCAGCAGAGUUUGUAACUUUCUUUCCAGACUUUAUUUGGACUUUACGGGAUUUCAAGUUGAAGUUGGAGUUAGAUGGACAAAGUAUCACUGAAGAUGACUACCUGGAGAAUGCUUUGAAAUUGGUUCAAGGUGAGGAUUCAGGAACUAAAAGCUCCAAUGAUACUAAAGAGUGUAUCAGGACAUUCUUCCCCAAACGGAAAUGCUUUGUUUUUAAACAACCCACAAAAGAUGAUGAUCUAUUGCUCAAUCUUGAGAAAGCAUCAGAAAACCAACUGGAAAUGAUUUUCCAGGAGCAAUCCAAAAAUUUCUGUUCUUAUAUCUUCAAAACUGCAAAACCCAAGACCCUAAAAGGUGGAAUCAUUGUCAAAGGGAAUGGACUGGCUGUUCUGGUUGAAUCCUAUGUGAAUGCUAUCAACAGUGGGAACGUUCCUUGUUUGGAAAAUGCAGUGGCAUCCCUGGCCCAGCAGGAGAAUCCAAUGGCUGUGCAGAAGGCAGUUGACCACUACAGUGAGCAGAUGGCCCAGCAAGUGCAGUUCCCCACAGAAUCACUUCAGGACCUGUUAGAAGUGCAUGCAGCCUGUGAGAGGGAGGCCAUUGCAAUCUUUUUGAAGCACUCCUUUAAGGAUGACGAUAGGAAGUUCCAGAUACAGCUUUCGGCUUUUAUAGAGGGGAAAAAAGAUGACUUCUUGCGACAAAAUGAGGAGGCAUCUCUCAAAUACUGCCAGGAUGAACUUAGAAAGAUUUCAAAAACUCUGGAGGAAAGUAUUUCAAAAGGAGUUUUCUCUGUACCUGGAGGACACAAACUCUACUUAGCAGAAAAGAACAAGGUUGAACAGGACUAUGCAUUGGUACCCAAGAAAGGAGUUAAGUCAAUGGAGGUCCUCCAGAGCUUCUUGCAAUCUCAAGAAUCAACAGAGCAAGCCAUACUUCAAGCGGACAAAUCUCUCACCAAAGAAGAGAAACGCAUAGCAGCUUUACAGGCCCAGAAUCAAGCAUCUGAGAGGAAAAUGGAGCUGGAGAGAAAUAGAAAUAAAAUGCAGGAGCAAGAAAUAGAGACUCAAAUAAAAACUCUGAAUGAAAACAUAAUCCAACUGAAGAAUAAACUGGAGGAAGAAAUGGAAAUCAAGUUGGGAGAGUGGUAUACAAUUCUGGAACACGUUCAGAAGCACCAAGAAAAACUACGUACCGAAGGAUUUAAAGAUAAGUUUGAAGCAAUGAAUGAAAUUAUAAAUCAAGUAAAAGAAAAAAUUUCAAGCACUGAAAGUAAUUGGACUAAAAUAAUUUCAGGAAUACUUACUACAUUUGGUACUAUGUUAAUAGGAGGACUACCUGGAAAUUAUAAGUUGAUUGGUAUUGGAACAGCACUAUUAGGCAUGAUAGUUCCUAAUGCUAUAUGUUAUUUACGUAAAAAAAAUGUUUUGAGGAAUAAAAGUGACUAG